Messenger RNA from Folsomia candida, 3028 nucleotides. RefSeq lists its product as uncharacterized. The transcript has 7 exons. NCBI's taxonomy places the organism in Eukaryota, Metazoa, Arthropoda, Collembola, Entomobryomorpha, Isotomidae. The record is from RefSeq and is a predicted model, not a curated record. Bases 2274 to 2954 code for a protein of 226 amino acids.
GAUCAGUUCAGAUUUCAAAAUCACUUGAAUACAUGGAAGAUGGGAAAGUUGAGACACAAAAACUCAAAUUCAAGGCCCACGCAAGGGAACCUUAAUUAUGCAAAUGAUCGGGGCGUUUUUGUCAUUGUCAAAAUUUUCAUUGUUUUCUUACACAUCCUAAUUUUCUAAAAUUUCCUUCACUUUGAAUUUCUCCCAAUCCAAGACUUGUACCUAUGUAUGUAAUUAGAAGCAAGUGAUUUUUGCUUUGUAUUGUUUGAUACAUCACUCGGCAUGUAAAUAGUAAAUUUAAUCAGCUGCUUUAUGUAAAUUUCAUAAUUAUCGCUUUAAAGUUCAAAAAAUAAAGUAAAGGCACAUUAUUUCAUUGGUCUCACUAUUCCCCAACAGAAAAACCGGGUUAAACGUUUCAAUCCAUAAAAAAUUUGCAUUUGUCAAGUGUCAACGACAAGGACAGCUGGGUUCACAAUUAUGCUGAGGAGCAAUUAAUUAAUAGUGUACUUGUUUUCUGUACGCUUCAAAGUACCGACAAAAUAAGUAAGAGACACAUCCGACAAAACAUUUUGGUCAUCAUUUUCACAUCUUGAACGAGGGCGUGGACAUUAAAUUCUGGACCAAGGAGGAUAACAUGGACACGCCCGCGUCAACCAAGGCGUUGAUGAAUCCUCUGGGUAGCUCGUCGAAAAUAUGGUCGUCGAAAGAGCCACUCGUCGAGGACGAGUCGUCUGAAGGGUAACUCGUCCAUUGGGCAAGUGGUCGAAAAUAAUACUUGUCGAGAGUAUUUUUUUCAAUAAAAUAAGAUUCUAAAUAUAAAUUAUAAUUUUAUAAAAUAACAUUUACAUGAGAACUCUCAGCAAGAAUGCUUAAACCGCCUGUUCCAGGCCUCCACUGCAUUAUCGGUUGUGGAAAUUUUAUCUAAUACACGUUGGUGCACAUUCCAGAAGAGUAUUGAAACAUUGGUGGAUCGUACACUGUACUGAUGUAGGUUUUUUGAACAUAACUAAAAAAUCAUCUAGUACGAGUUUAGUUUGACCCUUAAAAUUGAACGAUACUUUCAAUUCUCGGAAUGCCACUCUUAAAUCAUCGGGCUGAACAAAUGAGACACCGAAUAUUUUUUUAUUAAUAAUGCCAUUGUAACGUCUUAGUCGUACUGGUUCUUUAAAUUGGGUGUCAAAUGUCUAAACAACGCUUGAGUACAGUGAAAAUGACACCCUUGAAGUACGGCGUCUGGAAACGUGUCGUGUACAUCUUUUAUUUCAGCUUGUUCAAAAUCCAUCAGAACAGCUUAUCUUUAAAUUUAAGUUUCUCUUUGCUGCGUUACAUUAGUUCGUCACAGUAAUUUGACAUUUUUAAUGUAAAAUUUAAGGGUAAGAAGAACAAAACAAUCCUCCCAAUUACUGCUGUAUAGUGUUUUAAGUAUUUUGGAAUGUUCGCAGCGUAUAUCCGUCCCACAAUGCACAUGUGCUGUGCAUACUUGUGAACUCAUUAUAUAUUGCUGCUGAACCUUAUCUUCCCUUAUUUGGACGCCCCCAGUUUAAAAUCCGCCCGAUCCGUGUGCACCUUGUGGGCCGAGUUGAGCACCUCAUUUCUCGGGAAAUGGACCUCCGUGACCUUCACAACGGAGAAUUGCUGCCGAGAAGAAAUCUCCAAAUCGUCCAAGGAACUGGGAUCCCUUCACCCGAAACUGGCCAAAAGUGUCGUACUUGUUCUGGCUCAACCGCCCUGUGGUUGGAUUUCCUUACCAAAAAACUUGACCACUAAUUUGCCACAUAUUUCCGACCACAUUGUUGAAUUUGAUGUUACGUUGAGCUCGAGAUUUGAACCGACUUUGGAACGAAUGUGGAUGAUGCAUCACUUCCCGAACCUUGGACUUCUCACGCUUACCUUCGUUAUGAUAAAUAUUGAUACUUCUGAUAAUUCUGAAAAUGAGGAUGACAAUUAUAACGAGAAUCAUCCUCCCCAUAAAAUCCCGCAGUUUCUGAACUUGCCAAACCUGAAGUCUCUCAAGAUAGUGGUCAAAGAUAAAAGUGAAAUCGACCAGGACGACGGGAUAUCCUCGAUUUGUCAGGGACUCCUUAAUUCCGCCGCCUGCGUUGAAAAUGUCACAAUCGAUGCCAGUUUCUACCCAGAUUUCACCCCUUGUACGAAACUAGACAUGCUUGCUUACACCUUCAUCCACUUUGAGGAUUUCGGCCAAGUGUACGUCGACAUUCCCAUAUUGACCUGGAUGUUGGGCACUUGUCGAAAUUAUUUGACCAGGUUGACUCUAAGUGGCCAACAUGAUUGGGAGGCCUUUGACCCGGGGACGCUCAUGCUCCCCUCAAUGCCAAAUUUGGUGGUCCUCCAUAUCGAAGAAAUUUUUCCCUUGGGAAAUUUUCUGCACAGCGUCCACCUUCCUUCUGACCCACGUUACUUUUUCCGGUUACGAAACGGCCGGUCUCUGUCUGCCACACAUUUUUGAAGAUUUCGAUCUUCCCCACAAACAGAUUACUUCCCUUGACGUGGAAGCCGUCUACAGAUAUUUCGACCAAGAUGUUGAAACUGCGGCGAGAAUCGUCCGCCUUUUCCCAUCAGUGAAAAAAUUUCGGUUCAAGAUGACCAUUCUCGAUGAGGGGGAAGACGAUCCUCACGUAAUGGAAUUGCUGCAAUCCUUCGCCACGUGGGAUUUGACGUCUGGUUUGGUGGAGAUUGAGAGUGACCAGGAGACCACAGACGUUCUAGCUGUGUUGCGAGGGGUGGCAAUGUGGAAGGGCUUGUCACGGACAUCAGUUAACUUUGAAGUCAAGGGGAGCCCCAAGUUUGUCCUGGACGAUGAGAUGGAAGAGAUUCUGUUAUAUUGCAGAUCGUUGAGAUGGAUUAAGAUGUCGGGAUUUCAGAUGGAGGAGGAGGAGAGAGAAAAAUUUGAAGAGUUUAUUGAGGAACACGCUCUCCAGAUCAGUUUGUUGAACUGGGUGAAUUAAGCACCAUUCACUAAGGAAUAUUCACUGGAAAUUACCUAGUUAAUAUAUAAACAAAAUUUGUAGUUGAAUUACAC